Molecule: messenger RNA, 1532 nt
Organism: Psammomys obesus (fat sand rat)
Lineage: Eukaryota; Metazoa; Chordata; Mammalia; Rodentia; Muridae
Gene: Rnf5
Product: ring finger protein 5
Exons: 5
Coding region: 519-1061 (180 amino acids)
Biological process (GO): ubiquitin-dependent protein catabolic process
Cellular component (GO): endoplasmic reticulum
Molecular function (GO): ubiquitin protein ligase activity; ubiquitin-like protein conjugating enzyme binding
Source: RefSeq, a predicted model, not a curated record
GACUGGAGGGCGGUCGGCCCUCGUCGGGUUGGCCCGCACCGCUCCCGCCCCCCGCCUACUGCGCAUGCUCGUCCCCCCCGCCCGCUAUUCCAGCCAAUCACUCGAUUCGGAACCGCAGGCGCGGAAGUCCAAUAGGAACCCGGACGUCCUUCGAAAGAGGAAGAGACGGCAGGAAGGCGGCCCCGGUGGGCGGGUCCUGUGGGCUUGAGCCAGUCCCUGCUGAGCCUCAGGUGUGAGUGGCAGCCGCGUGGACGAAUGACAGCCUCCCCAGCUGAGCGCAGCGCUGGCACGCCUUCUCCCCGCCCCUGCUCUUCGGCGCGACCCUGGCGCUGGACCCUGGAUGAUUGGCAGGCGUGUCGGCCAACGGUGAUGAGGAGAUCCUGAAGUCUGCCCAACGACCGUGGGCAGAAGGCGGGCCUGCUUUGUUGGGGCGUGAGCGUGUGUGUUCCGUGUGUGAGCGUCUAUGUGUGUGCGCCUGGGGAUACUGAGGGGUACGUGGGGGCGAAGCAGAACCGGCCAUGGCAGCAGCGGAGGAAGAGGACGGGGGCCCCGAAGGGCCAAACCGCGAGCGGGGCGGGGCGGGCGCGACCUUCGAAUGUAAUAUAUGUCUGGAGACGGCUCGCGAAGCUGUGGUCAGCGUGUGUGGCCACCUGUAUUGUUGGCCCUGUCUUCAUCAGUGGCUGGAGACGCGGCCAGACCGCCAGGAGUGCCCAGUGUGUAAAGCCGGCAUCAGCCGGGAGAAGGUCGUCCCUCUCUAUGGGCGAGGGAGCCAGAAGCCCCAGGACCCCAGGCUGAAAACUCCACCCCGCCCUCAGGGCCAGCGACCCGCUCCAGAGAGCAGAGGGGGGUUCCAGCCAUUCGGUGACACCGGGGGCUUUCACUUCUCGUUUGGUGUUGGUGCUUUCCCCUUUGGCUUUUUCACCACCGUGUUCAAUACCCAUGAUCCUUUCCGGAGGGGAGCAGGUGUGGAUCUGGGACAGGGUCACCCGGCCUCCAGCUGGCAAGAUUCCCUCUUCCUGUUUGUCGCCAUCUUCUUCUUUUUCUGGCUGCUCAGUAUUUGAGCUGUGUCCCACCUGCCCACCUCUAGCUAGAGGAGAAUCAGUAUUGGGGGUCCCUGCUGGCCCUUCCUUGCUUUUGGACCACCCCCUCACUUCCAUGACCCGUCUCUGUUUGCGGAGGCCUCCUUCAGGAGGGCCUGGGGAGGAGUGACCAGUCUGCUCCAGACGGGAGUCUCUGCUGCUGUGUCCUGCCGGCCCAGGAGCACAGUCUCUCCUGCCCCAAGGUGGGCAGCCUACGGACAGAGUGCAGGUCUGCGCUCUCCAGGCCUCACUCUCUCCCGGCUUUCUUGAUUUGAUGCUUAGAGGUGGGCUCUCCCCAAUCCCUCCAGCUGUUGAUUUAAUUUAAUUUUUCUCUCCCCACUGUCUUGAGCUCUGACCCAGACGCCUGUCUCCUUUCCAUCCCUCGAUACCUCCUUUAUUACAGAUUCAAAUAAUAAUAAUGAUAAUAAUAAUAAUAAAAAGACAUGAAAUGUA